ACACAGGGGAGGAAUAAAUAAUACUGACCGCUUGCCGUGCUAUCUCAGUUGACGCCAUCGCUCGAGGAGGAAACCUCUGCUGCUCGUGAGCUGCAGCUGCACCCACUGAAAGAGGGCCCACCAGGUAAAAUGUCAACUGUAAACUUUGCAGAGCAGGAAAAUACUUUCCUCCAAACACCUUCACUGAAGAUGCGACAACGUCUUCAGUCUGCGCCAGAUAAACUCUUAAAAACUCCAACUACCAAAAACAUCAAUACUCCACUGCCAUCUGGUCGUAAAGUUUUAGGGACUGUCAACAAAAUUUCAACCCCUGCUCCAAAUGCACAAGAGAAGAAACUCCAAAAAGUACAGGAAGCCAAAGUCAAAUGUGCUCCUCAGACGAAAGUGGAGGAAUACCCAGAUAUUGAAAAGUUUAUACCUUAUGACCCCAUAGAGUUCGAAAAAUACAGCAUACCUGAGGAUUUGAUUCGUCUUGGUAGUCUUGGUCUACCAGGACUGGCAUGUAUUCCACAACUUCCCUGUCUUGGUGAGAGGGACCUAGAAGUGGUCAGUCCACUGCCAUUUCCAUCACCUGUAAAGAUGACAAAACAUCCAGAUUAUUGCCUGGAACUGGACGCCUUCCUUCAAACAUUAAGUGAACUGACUGUGGAGCUCCCUCCAGAAUCAGAGACAGACUGAAUCUGGUUCGGAUUACAAUGUUAACUUUUACUUGCU
Thalassophryne amazonica is the source of this 714-nucleotide messenger RNA. Its product is annotated as securin-like. The transcript has 6 exons. Gene Ontology annotation, cellular component: cytoplasm; nucleus. Gene Ontology annotation, biological process: chromosome organization. The record is from RefSeq and is a predicted model, not a curated record. NCBI's taxonomy places the organism in Eukaryota, Metazoa, Chordata, Actinopteri, Batrachoidiformes, Batrachoididae. Bases 130 to 678 code for a protein of 182 amino acids.